Molecule: messenger RNA, 6577 nt
Organism: Bactrocera dorsalis (oriental fruit fly)
Lineage: Eukaryota; Metazoa; Arthropoda; Insecta; Diptera; Tephritidae
Exons: 3
Coding region: 2041-5160 (1039 amino acids)
Biological process (GO): proteolysis
Molecular function (GO): metallodipeptidase activity
Source: RefSeq, a predicted model, not a curated record
AUUCACGGACAUGUUAUCGUUGGUAUUGCUUUCAGAAUAAAAAAUUAUUACUGCUGUUCGUUUCAAUUAAAAGCACUGAUUUCGAAUGGUGCUAGAAAUUUAAAUUUUAGCGUAUAUUAAAUAAUAGCCCCCGAUAUCUAUGCACCAACCGAUCCCAGUUCUUUCAACUUGAAUUUUGUGCACAGUAUUGAAAUACACCUGAUAUCCUUGCUAAUUUUUAUUUUUUUAAAGUGCAACUUCUGUUAAUUCCCGGUAUUUGCCUUCCUGCGAGUGUGAUUGUACUAUGUCAACUGUUGGGAGAAGGUUUAAAGUCUGAGUUUAAAUGUGUAAAACCAGUUACAGAUGAGAUGCGGUCAACAAUGGCAUAUGUAAGAAAACGAAUCAAGUACGUUCAUCGCGUUUUAUGCAUAUUCAGUUACUCUAAGUCUUAACAAUUUGCAUCUUAACUAUUUAAUUUAUAAACACAUGCAAGUGGGUGCAUAUAUACAUGUGAAGUUAACCUCGUUAUAACAUAUUGUGUACGUACAUUUCCUUUAUAAUCUUUACUAUGUAUGUACAUAUAUACAAAUUUAUAUCCUUGAAUGCACAUGUACUAUGUGUUUAAUGUAACUAAUACCUAGCUGUUACUUACGACUGUUCCACUUCUUUUAUGUGAUUUUUUCACUUCACCGUCCGUCGGCAGACAAAGUACACAAAGAGUAGGUUUCGCUGAAGAAUAUACCUCUUAAAACUGGUUACACAAUUGUAAUUUGUCUAUUCGCCUAAGUUUUGCCGCUGUAGGUAAUUUAAAUCAAGCGUGAUCCUCAUGCAUUAGAAUACUUUCAUAUCACAUUUCACAUUUGUCUUUUUAUGGUAAAAGUGAUGAGCAUUGCGGCAGGAAAAAACAUCUUCAGGUGAGAUCGUCUGACUGUUACUCAGAAAAAAUACAAUAUGAGCAUUGCGAAAUAAAAAAAAAACAUCUUCAGGUCGGAUCGUAUGGCUUAAUCAGGGAAAAUACAAUAUGAAAUUAAUGUAAAAUAUUUAAUUAGUAACGGAACUUCGGGUAUUACAAUACAUACAAUCGUCUAAUAUAGUAAACAUUUUAAAAUAUGUCUUGCAGUUGUUGAAUUUCUAAAAGUACCCCUCGAAAUAAUUAAGCACGUCGCAAAUUGAUAAAUAGUAAUAUUAUAAUUUCAUUUUCGAAAGAUGAGCUUUACAAUAAUGCUAAUAUUAAGGUCAAGUUUUACAAUUAAAAAAGAUGAGUUCUUUAUAGGUCAAUUUCUCCUAAGAUUUCAUAAUCAAUCCCCACCACAUUUCCUAAAUAGUAUGUCUGUGAUGAGCUCUUUACACGGUUUGAUUGCUUGUAGGACGUUAGCCCAUCAAUGUAUAUAAAUAUUUUUUUUAUUCUGGUACUAACGGUAGGAUAAAUGUUUAAUGUUAAGGUCAACAUUUUUGUGGAAGAUAUGUUGUAAAAUGUAUACUGGAUAGAAAUAUGAGUUGCUGUGCCACUGUUAACACAAGCUUCAAGCUCUGCACCUGUAAGGGAUGGUAGGAGUAUUCUAAAAAGGUAUACUGCGGCAACAGUUGCCAUUUUUACCAGUCCUGCUGUGGUUCAAGUAUAAAUUGAUAAACAAGUUUACUGAGCAUUUCAGUUUAUUAAAUCGUCUGUACUUAUAUAAACGACGUACGGUGUUGAAUUCGUGGAAUUAAAUUUGGUAAUCUGGGCACCAACGGUUAGUUAAAGACUAAAUCAUAGUGAUUUUGGUGAAAAUAACUGCAAUGACAAAAAUAUCGUGUAUACAUACAUACGUAACGUCAUAGUGAGUGAAAAAAUAUUUAUAAAUUGUCAUGUAAAGUGUAUACAUAUUAACAAAAUGUAGGCAUAAAUAAGUGUGUUUAGUAGAAUAAAAAUUGUUAUUUCCCACAUAUGUAUACGUAUGUAUGUACGAAAAAAUAAAUAUGUAUAUAGGUUAAAAAUCACAAAGAUUUUGAUCAACAAUUCUGUUCAUAUACAAAAGCUGUUGGCCUUGUUAAUGUGUGAAUGUGUUACGUCGCUGAUAAAUGUCGUCUGGUGAGUGGAAUUUGUGUGCUCUUAAAGCACUUGAAGAAGAAGAACAGAAAGAAUUUCUUGCACUGAGUCAAAAAAGUCUCUUCGAAUCAGUAUGUUUGCCGACGGGAGAAGAUUUGUUGCAUCAGACUGGAGAUCUUAGCCACAAUAGUUGUCAACCGAAAGUAUCGUAUGCUCAACUGCAUCCACAUCUAUUAAAGUUGCCCACCAUUAACGAAUGUAAUCUCAUUGCAGCGGCUCGACGACGUCGAUUUCGGUUGCUGCAACAGAGUACAUCAGGUAGUAGCGAAGGAGAACGACAGUUACAAAUUACUCGUGUAUUGUCUCUCUCAGCUCAUUCCUUAACAGAACGCAGCAAUCGAAAUCAGAAAAAUGUUGCCUUAUCAGAAACUAACGACAAAAUGUCCCGAAUUAGUAGGUCAACUCAGUUCUAUAAUGUUCCACCAUUCUACACACCACCCUCCAUGAAACGAUGCGUGACUUCUCACUGCAAGUCCUUCAAGAACUCUCUGCAGGACUUGAAGAAGCAAAAACCGGAUCAAAAAAGGGAUGGGACAAAUAAAUCUUACUCUAAAUAUGGUUCCAACUCUACAGUUGCCUCAGUUACUGAAGAACGCAGAAAGUUGCAUACCCCUUUGGUUGAAAUUGAAUCUUACACUUCUGAUGAGAACGAUUCAGAGGAGAAUUCUAUUAACAUCGAUCAAUCAGAUCACUGCAUAAAAACAUAUGAAGAUUGUGACGACAGUGCCACUGAGACAGGUUCGUGCUCCGUGCCUUUGGCUUCGGAUUCAGUUGAAGCGAUUCGCCUUAUGCUAUCCGCCGCAACUGCAGCUAUCACAUAUACCUCCAAGUCUGAUAACACCCCAGUUUCUGUCUCAACGUUAACCACAGUUAAAUUAGACGGCCACAGAACAUCUCCACAAACUAACCACAGCAACAAUCUCCUUACAUUACCAUCACCGGUUCUCUUGAAAUCUUCGUCAGCACCCGAAUCCACAUAUAAUGGUGUACGAAACGAAACUAAAGAAAAACGAGAACGCAGCUUAAUAGAUGAUAGCUAUGUUAAUAUUGAUGCCAGCAAGUUCAACAAUAAGAAGAGUAGACACCCUUUGGUAACUGCCCGUUAUUUAAAUAGUUGUCAUAAGGCCAACUUGUUGGAUGUGAGCAUGGAAUUUAAUGGGUGUUUGCAAGAUAAUAAAGCGGAUACCACGGUACGGAAGUGUAACGUUAAAACAAGUCCGAUUGCUCAGAGUAUUGAAUUGAGCAAACCAACAAUUAAAAAUGGAAUAGAUAUUUUAUCCAACUUUUCUUGUAACAAAACGGUAUGGGUGAAAUCAAAACCGAUUGUUAUAAAUAAACCAAACAAUCAUAUCCAGAACUUACUUUUACAUGCCACCCAUGGAGAGAAUCUCCAUCGUUCAUUAAUACGGUGCAAAGACGUCGUUAAAGAAGAAUCUCUAAAAAUUGAUAGUAAUUGCAAAAACUCUCUAUCUAUGGGAGUUUUACCGAUAGCCGAAAGACCCAAUUGGACAUCUUUUGCACAGUUGCACCACCAAUUUAUCGAUGAUGAACUUGAAGAACAUAUCAAACAAUGCUCAUGUUCAUGCAAUCAUAUGGGGUAUGGAAAUUCUAUGGAUUAUCAGACCAUUGGCUUUGGUGGCCUCCCUGAUGUCACCGAGCACUCCAAUACCCGUCGCACACAUUCCCGCCAAAACUCCUUUUCGAACAGUGAUUCAGGUGGCGAAAUUGCCAAUGCGAAUAAGUCAAAGGUGAACUUGUGUGAUGGCAAAUCGCCACAAACAGGCCAAACUACCCCCGUCGAGCGUAAAUCAAAAAUAACCCACCAUGCAGCUGCUGCUAGAUGCAGCAGGGCACAUCGUCUCAAACCGCGACGCGGAUCCUGUGCCAUAUUCUUGACUUUUGUUGGCACGAUAUGCUUGCUUACUAUCGGCGCAUUGCUUGCAUACCAACACUUUAUGGCGCCCAGCCGCAAUUCACAUGCACAAAGACUGAAAAUAGUGCGACGGAUACUAAAAGAAGUGCCGCUGGUGGAUGGCCACAAUAAUUUUGCAUGGAAUGUCCGGAAAUACGCGCACAACAGCUUGGAGUUGAUAAGCAUGAGACGCGGUCCUAAUGCUGAAGCAUGGACACGACCGACGUGGGCUCAGACGGAUGUUGAAAGGCUUAAGCAAGGACUGGUCGGUGUACAAAUGUGGUCAGCAUAUGUUCCAUGUGAGGCAUUGGGACUGGAUGCCGUCCAAGUAGCAAUAGAACAAAUUGACAUUAUCCGUCGCCUGACUGAUAUGUAUACCUUGGAUACAAUGUUAGCAAAAUCUUCCAAGGAUAUUUUUAUAGCACGACAGCAUCAUCAGAUGGCUUCGUUAAUUGGCAUCAAAGGUGGUCAUGCCAUCGGCUCCUCUCUUGCCGUAUUAAGAUCAUUCUAUUCAGUUGGCGCACGUGCCCUUAGCCUUACGCAUAAGUGUGAUCUCUCAUGGGCAGGAUCAAGUGCCUCAGAAACAGAAAAUGGUUUAUCCGCGUUUGGCAAGGUAGUCAUUCGAGAAAUGAAUCGCUUGGGAAUGAUGGUGGAUUUAUCUUAUAGCUCUGCUGCGACAGCCCGCGACGUCUUGCAAAUCACCCGGGCCCCCGUUAUAUUCUCUCACUCCGCUGCACGACAAAUAUGCAACUCCACACACAAUAUACCCGACGAUAUUCUUCGACUAGUGGCAGAUAACGGUGGCCUAAUUAUGGUUAGCUUCGACCCAGAGGACGUGGCUUGCGGCCAACCGGCAUAUCUUGCAGAUGUUGUAAAACAUAUUAAACACAUUCGUGCAAUAGCUGGUGUCCAACAUAUUGGGUUAGGCGCAGGAUAUGAUGGCAUAGAAGAACCACCUAUAGGCCUUGAGGACGUAUCCAAAUACCCAGAUUUGCUGGCGACUCUGCUUCAAGAUCACAAUUGGAGUGAGCAAGACAUUGCAAUGUUAGCAGGAAAAAACUUUCUUCGCAUUUUGGAAACUGUGGAAAAUGUACGAGACUAUUGGAAACGUGCUGACAUUCAACCGCUCGAACAGACUGAACCACAACCGAAACCACAGUGCUCAUACAUGUCUUCGUGACCAUAGCUGCAGACAGUAAGCAACCCUUGUGCUGCUGUGCACAAAUUUUACCUUUAUGGAUGCAAUCGUAUUGUGCAUAUAAUAGAAAGUAUGCGGUCCCAGGUAAAUACUGGUGACUUCAGCAAAAUACAAUUGAUAUAUUAGGUUAUUUAUACAAUUAAACUACCCGUAUUUGUAUAUACAUAUGUAUGUUAAUUAAUGGAACAUUAGCUGCGCAUAUACAUAUGCAUGCUUGUACAGCAAUAAAAAAUUAUUUGAAACUGUGUAGACGGGAGGAUUGUAUUUAAGGAAAUAUUUGUUGUGAAAAUGGAGUCUGCCAAGGAAAUUUAACUUAACAUAAUAGACAACAAAAUAGAAAAUAAAUAAGAAUAAUUAUAUCGGAUUGAAGAGUGAAUUAAUAAGUUUAGACCGAAGCACAAAUUACACGCAUAUCUAUUCAAAUAAUUUCUUUGGUGUACAUUUAGUUGUUGUGUUGUUUUGUUUUUCUGAUUUUAGGAAAGAAUGUCAGAUUUUUCGAGAGACUAAAAAUAAUUUUGGAAUAUAUGAGACUACGAAAAUUAACAAUUUCAAACUUAAAUACACUAAAAUGCGCAUUUAUACUCUACCUAACUAAAAUAUAUAUAUGUAGUAAAAUAUAUAAUUUAAAUUUUCUACAUAAGCACAGGUAAAUGAAUGUGCCAAUAUUUGCAUAUGUAGUUUAUUAGAGACUAUUGAGAAUGCCAGUUUUAACAUUAUUUUCAUUGUUACUAAGACAAUCCUUGCCACAAGUAGAUAACAUAAAAAUCUGAAAAAUAAAUGCAUCUAUAUACACAUAUAAUUCUAAAAAUCAUUUCCAAAUGCAACAGUCUUAAUAUAAAAGUUAUGUGGUGUCCUUACAAAAAAUAACAAAUGAGUUUAACUAUUGAAUUAUUUUGGAGUGGUUUGAAUGAUUCAUUCUCAUCUGCUUCCAUUACUUAUUAUUUGUAAUACAAUGAAUAUUGUAUGUGUAGAGAAAAAAGCCAAUAGUGAAACAAAUUGUAUUCCGUUACAAAUAUUAAAAUUAGACACAUGUACAGUGAUGUAUUUAAAAAAAAUAUGUUACAAAAUAUCGAUAUAACCAAUCACUUAAUUACAUCGAAACGAUUUUAAAUAUAUACACAUGAGUAACAAAUAUAUGAUAUACAAGUUGCUAACAGAGACAUCAAACAAUUGUUUUGAAUCAAAAAUUAAAGCAACGAAAAAUACUGCUAUGUAUAUAUGUAUGUAUCUUUGAUAAACUCAUACCAUAUUCGUGAAAGCAAGGGAUCCAUCAAAAAUGGUUUUUAUUUAAAAGAAAUGUUUAUUCAUCCGUUUGUCAACUCAUUUUCACUCCAACACGUUUACAUUUAAAUGAAAGAAAAAUGCAAUAAAAUGUAAGUGAACAUAAAAUAAAUAUAAA